AAUAAAUAAAAGCUCUUAAUAAAAUACAAAAUAAAUGUAUUAACACUCCAUUUCAAAGUAACAAAACUAUACUAAAUGCAAAAGUAUGAUUCUACAAAACACAACCCAAGAACCAAAACAUCUAAUGCCAUAAUGAACAUAAAUUACUAUACAUACAGAAUAAAAGCAGAGUUAAUAAAAUAAUAACGUAAGAUCCAGUAUAACUACCCAUUCAUACUUUCUUGUCAUGCACACAGUAACAUUCUUUUAAAUUAAAUUUUUACUCUUAUACCAUAAAUGUGAACUAAUAAAAACAAUUAUGAAAGCAAAUGUGAGUUUUACUAACAUUAUUCAAGCUUUCAUGAAGAAGUAUAUUUAGUUCUUUUUAUAUUCUGCCAAUAUUUACAUCUGACUUUUGUAGCAUGAAUUCAUCUGAAUGUUGUAUUUCAGAUUGCGAACAUUCUCUUAAAAUAAUUACUCUAUGAUGUAUUGAUUGUCUCUUAUUAUAACAGGUUGGUACAAAAACAAUAAUCUGUUAUAUAAGAAUAAAAACCUUCUUGUCUGGUUUAGUAAAUUUCUUUUAUUAAAGUUACACAAGGUACACCCAUACCAGAACAUCUGAGCAUUCAUAAUGAUCACCAUGUUUUGACUACUGGGAACUUAGCUUUGUCAUAAUAAUAGAAUUUAAGCUGUCAGUUCCUGUUCAGAGUUUCAGUUAACAAUAACAUUGAAAAACUAAAUGUUAACUACUAUUUCUGUUAAGAAUAAACAUGUUUAAAACGAAUAUUUAACUUGGAUAUUCAAAUGCAAGUUGCUAUUAGAAAAAAAUAUGUAAACAAUGUUGGCAACUUCUAUUUAACAGAACAGUCAAUUCAGUAUUAAAUAACCUAUUUUCCCACAAAAGAGCAGACUACUUCAACAAUAAAAUAUAUUACCUCCAAGUUAUCGAAACAACUUAAAGAUAUGAACUAUACCAGUACAGGAAGCAAUAAGUUUAGUAACUUUACAGAGUGAACAACCAAUUCAGAACAUUCAAUUUGAUGAAUCAAUAUUUUUUUUCAAUAAUAACCAGUUUAAAUGAUAAUAAAUGUGGUGCAUAAUUAUUUAUAAAAACCUUAUUUGAUUAAUCUAAAUUUGAUUCAAUCUUCAAGUAAUUUUGCAUUGCAAGGUCAAAAGUUAAGUCUAAGUGUAACAUUGAAUAGAGAUUAUACUUAAUAGAUUAAUUUCUGAACAGACUUUUAGUAAAGUUUAAUCAACAGUCUGAACUGAUUCAAUAAUAAUAUAGAUAUUUUUGUAAGUAUUUUAGGCAUAGGCAAUCAGACUGCCUUAAAUCAUUAUCCAAUUGCAAAAAAAUCUAAGUUCACUCAUCCUUUUUCCCAUCUCCGCCACUGGAGACAGUAAUCUUCUUCUGUAACUUACUGUGUUCUUCUGCAAGGCGAUCAUACUCUCUGUUCAGACUUUCAGCUUGAGACUUCACAGCUUCCUUGUCUUUUUUCUCUUUAGAUAACUCUUUUUCAAGGAGGGAAAUUUGACUUUUCAGAUCUUCAACCUCUUUUUUGGUCUGCUCAUCACCAGCUCCUUGUUGUGCAAGGAGAGUUCUAGCCGUUGUGGUCGCACUUUGUGCCUGACGGAAGUUGGCCUCGCUUUGCGCUAAUAAAACAGCCAGUUGCGAAAUCAUCUGCACUAACCGGCGGAUAACGACAAGGAGGAACAGUGCAAAUCCAGAGAUGUAGAAGUUCCUCUGCGCGCGGAACAAGCGCAUGUUACCUUGCAUUUCCGCAUCAAGAUGUAGGUGAUCAGUUUUCUCGCCCCCCUCGGAAUAUUUUUGCAUCUCACGAAUGGCAUCCAGAAGGCACAAUACUAAAAUUCCGACCAGUACAAAGAAGUAUAUAAAAGCUUGAUUUCCUAUAUAUGCUAGAAACUUCGAUUUGAAGAAUUUCUGCCAUUUUGAGGGACUAGCAAUCGGCAAUGUGAGGAGUAACACAACGCCUAUUUCAGCGUACAAGAACGUUGCAAUAAUAGUCCACUGUAGACUCAUCGUUGUGAAUGUAAAAAAUAUACUAAACUAAACUUUUACCGGCUCCGGCAAUUUAUCACACUGCGUCCUGAUGAAUUAUUGUGAAACUACUUAUGUAGGUCUAUCGGAAAUAUCUGUGACUCACGAAAAAUGACAACAAGAUGAUGUAAGAAAGCAAACAAAAAUGUGUGCUAGUUGCAAUACAAUUAUUUCAAUUGAUUACCAAGUUUUCUUAAAUACAUUUAAAAUACCAUCGGUUAUAGAAAAAAGUGAACGAACUUGGUAGAUUUGGGAAUAAAAAGCGAGGAAGAACUGGAUUCGAAAUUAUCUGACGUGUGGGUCAAAGUGUAAUGUCGUUGUCAAUAUGACAGUAUUUUUUUUUAUUCGGAAUGGACAACAAAGGAUUCUUCAUUGAAGGAAAAAUUAUGAAACUUCAAUAGUGCCAUUAUUUUCAUGGAAUCCCAAAAUGUGCCGAAAGCUCGAAAAUCUGAGCUUCAAACAAUAGUAAUUAGAGAAUGGACGAAGAAUUAACGCUAUAAUGGAUAAGAGGCUGAGUGAGGCUGAAAGAGUGAUAAAAUGUUUAUUGGGGUAUUUUACACUAAUCAACAUUAUUGUGAUUCUGGGAGCAGUAUCACAAGUUGCACCGGCUUAUGAUCAACCUGAUGUUUAUGAAACCGGUGAUUUGCCUGAAGCAGACCAACCAGAACCCAACGAAGAAGAGGAGAAUGAAUGCAUUGAGCAACUACACCUUUCAGUAAAAGACUCCUUCAAUAAAUUUAAAGGCAAAUUCCUAACUGGUACAGUGGAUUUUUCUGAUAGACUUAGUCGAAAGACAAGGAUCGGAUACAGAGCAGGUGAAUGGGAGUUGGCAGCAGAGGGUGAGCCAGAGACUGCAAUUGAACGCUACAACAGACUCAGAUGUGAAUUUUCUGAGCUUCUUGAGCAAGUCACUGAAGAAAAGAAUAAGGCAUCUGAAAGUGAAAAGGAGGAGUUUACAAAGCUGGCAACUCAAAUUAAUACAACUAAAAAGCUCCUAGAAGAAUUAAAAUUGGAGGAGGGAGAAUUGAUAGACCCUAAGGCAGAAAAAUUAAAGGAAUACCUUUCAGUCAAUAGUAAGAAGAAGGGUGAAGUUGUGACAGCCCAUCUUAAACUGAAACCUGAAGUGAAUCUCGCUCAGACAACGAGAAUAGCCCAACUGGAGCAUAGAUUGCAUAAGUUAGAGCAAGUUGCCGGUGUAAGGGACGAAGAGGCAUUCCGAAGACUACAAGCAGUUACUGGUCAGGCGACGUUAAUGGGCGCGGCGCGUUCGUUAGCGGCGCAAACGGGACUCGUGCGGGGCGGGGAGCUUGCCGCCGCUGAGGCGCGCGUCGCCGCGUUACUAACCGGAGUGGAUGCCUUGAAGGCAGCUGUGAAGCCGCAGGACCCGCAACUGGAGGAGAAAGUCAAUGAAUUGUAUAAACUUUUGAAACAGAUAGAUGGUAUAUCACAUUCAGAGAUUCUGGAGCGCAUGGAAGCACUGGAAGGAUUACACAACCAAGCUAGCAACUUUGGUAAAUCGCUAACAGAGCUGGAAACACUGCAGAGCACAAUCGCCAGCGGCGUACAGAACAACAAGGAGCUCCUUCAAGGAGUUCAAGAGGUGUUCGCGCACAAUGUCGACAGCUUACAGCGCGAGAUCAAGAAACUAGACGAGAGGAUCGCCAAGCUGGCCACAGCGUGAUGACGACGCCCAUGCUUAGUUUCAAUUGUUGGAAAACGUUUCGCUUGUAAAUCAUAGCAGUAGACAGGUUCAAACAAAUAUUGUUGAAGCUUCCAAGUUUCUUAUGCACAGCACCAAUUUCCAGUUACCAAAGCUACUGACUAGCUUCUUGGGUCUUGGUGUUUACAUUGUUUCUAUUUUUAAAACAAAUGCUUUAUCUACUUGGCAUCAGAACAGUUUAUUUAGAAAACUGAUUAUAGUAAAAAUACUAUCCUCGUUGCUUCUGUGAUUUACAAGAACAGUCUAGCAAAUUCAUAUAGUUUGCAAUACAAAAGUUGAUGCCGUUUUUAUAAUUGCAGUAGUGUCACAAUGUCUCAAUUAUUUUGUUCAUUUUAGUCGCAAAUCAAUUUAAAUUCGCCUUCUGAAAACUCUCUCUUCUUUUGGGUCUCUUAAUGAAAGUGUAGUCAUUGACCAUGGUAAUUCAAUUUACAGUGGAACAAGAUAAAAUUUUAAGAUUGGAUUCAGUUUACUUUGGUUCAUAAUAAUUAAUACAUUUAAAAUUUAUAAUUACUCAUAUAACAAUUAUUACUAAUUUGAUAUAGUGCUGUAACUGUACAUUAUAUUAAAAUGUAAGUUUGACUGCUUGUUAAAUAAUUUAUUGAAAAUAAAAUAUUAUAUUUAUCUGGAAAUGGUCUUUUUCUUUAAUUGUUGGUGGUUGCAGAAUCAAACAAAUUAUGCAUUACAACAGUAAUGUUUAUUUUAAAAUUACAUCUUAGAACCUAAGCUUACGGAAGAACCAUUUGUUCUUUCCACUCUUGUAUCUCUCUUCAAAACGGACACGUGUGUUGAAACGCAGCUUCUUGCGCUUGGCAGGGUCUUUCAGGUCUUUUGCACUGAACUUUUCAAAGCUGAAGUCGACUGAGAAUCGAGUUGGCAUGAGGUGGUUGUAGUUAACAAG
This is a messenger RNA of Chilo suppressalis (striped riceborer), 4653 nucleotides long. NCBI's taxonomy places the organism in Eukaryota, Metazoa, Arthropoda, Insecta, Lepidoptera, Crambidae. The record is from the annotation of a GenBank genome assembly.